UAAUGUGUGCUGAAUAGAAGACAACGGAAAUGUGUACGACAAAGAAACGACUGUCAUCGCAGCGUAUUGAAAUAGUGGGUGCUAACGAAUUUGAUUCACAUGGAGUUUAGUCUCUGGCUGGAGCGUCACAGCUGCCCGGGUCUUCUUAAACUUUUGGGUUGUAUCAGAGCCGUACAGAGAAAUGGCUAACAACGUGACGUCAGAACUUUUCCAGCCCAACGCCACUGUACAAAGCACAGGGACAACCUUGGCCUUUGACCAGGUCAGCACGGGAGAGACAGAGAAAGCGCGGGAAGCGAGAACAUGGGACGACGCCACCUGGAUCCUUACCAGUGCCUUCAUUAUCUUCACCAUGCAGUCAGGUUUCGGCUUGCUGGAAAGCGGCUGUGUUAGCCCCAAAAACGAGGUAAACAUUAUGGCCAAAAAUGUUGCUGACGUCAUCUUCGGAGGCAUUUCCUAUUGGAUGUUGGGCUACGGCUUGAGCUUCGGAGAUGGCAGAGGCUCGAAUGGUUUUUGUGGAGUAGGCAAGUUCUUUAUCGACCCUGAGGAUGAGGCGAUGGGCGAAGAGUUCUCACGCUUUGUGUUCCAGAGCUCCUUUGCUACUACAGCCACCACGAUCGUGUCAGGUGCCAUAGCUGAGCGGACAAGGUACAUCGCCUACAUCAUCUUCUCCUUCUUCAACACGUUUGUCUUCUGCUUCCCUGCCCACUGGGUCUGGUCCAAGCACGGCUGGCUCAACAAACUGGGCGUGGUCGACGUGGCGGGGGACGGGCCAGUCCACAUUGUGGGCGGAGCUACGUCUCUGGUCGCCACCUUGAUGAUCCGCCCACGCGCCAAGCGCUUCACCCCCCAGGACGACCACGAGAUGGGCUCGCCCACUGGAGCGCUACUAGGAUUAUUUAUACUCUGGUGGGGUUGGCUCGCUUUUAACUGUGGCAGCACAUACGGUAUUUCUAACGGCAAAUGGAAAAUGGCAGCAAGGGCUGCAGCUACCACACUCAUGUCAGCGUCUGCAGGGGGCUGUGUGUCCUUUAUCGCAAGCUAUGUUGUGAACAAAGGGAAAUUCCAUGUGCAAUACAUUAUCAACGGUGUCUUGGGUGGACUUGUCUCUAUUACAGCGACCUGUGCGGUGACUGGUAUGUGGGAGUCCAUUGUGAUCGGCGCGAUCGGCGCCUUGCUGUGUCUGAGCAGCGACAGCCUGCUGGCCAAGCUUCGGAUAGAUGACCCGGUCAGCGCUGUGAGCGUCCACUGGGUGUCUGGCUUCUGGGGCCUCCUGGCCGCGGGGCUCUUCACUCACAAGGACACGGUGGCUCAAUUUUUUGCCAACAGACACGGCCUCGUCAAGGGAGGUAACUUCUACCUUCUGGGGGUCCAGACGUUGGCAGCAGUGGCCAUCACAGCCUGGUCUGCUACCACCUCCGCCCUCAUCCUCAAAGUGAUUGACUUGACCGUGGGCCUAAGACUGUCAAAGGAAGAGGAGGAACUGGGAGCCGAUCUCAUAGAGCACAACAUCGGGCGAGUUCUAGUGGUUGAGAGUCUAAGUAAAAGAUCAAACGACGAAAAUGGAAACCAACCACAGUUCGCAAACUGCUCCCACACAAACUGCAUCCCUCAGAGGAUGGAUCACGACCUUGAGACAAGUACUUGCACAUCCCAGACAGACACUGGACGAGCCAGUGUAAUCAACUCCCUCUCGCUGGACAACGGACUCGUCCUGCGGAUCGACUCCAGAUCGACAGUUCCAAACGAUGUGAUGCUUUCAGACAGCGUUACCAAUGGGUCUACCUCUAAAGACCGUCGCAGUUCUAUAGGAAGAGCAUUCUCUUUGUUUGGAAAAAAGAGGCGUGGGAGUAAGCAAAAUACACACCGAAUGAAUACUCGGAAUAAACAGUCGAAACGACAUUCUGAUGUAACGACAGCUAGCGAGACGUGCCCAGACGUGAGGAUGUUUAAGAUGGCAAGGAAAAGUUCAUUGACCAAUUAUUCGUCUAGUGUGAAUAUGUUGAGUUUUACCAGCAGAGAGGAUCUAGAUGAAAUGGUAACAGAGCCCUAAUGGGUUAACGUUUUGGUUACGUGCGAUGAAUAUGACUUAGAGAUAUUCCCUAGAAGCAAUGUACAUGACCUUUAACAAGACAUUUACAGGUGUCGGGGACAACGUGAUAUGGACAGUGCAACAACUUCUCAGCUUAAUAACACAAGGUCAAUCCUGUAAACGGUGUGAUUAAUCAAACCCAAGACUCUCAAAAAACAUCUUUUUCCUCUUGAGGGGAUGGACACUGAUAGCCACUGGGGUGAGAGUAAGCUUGCUGACAGAACUGUUUGUCAGGAAGCAGUGCAGAAGACCAGACAAACACGGACAAGAAAACUUUCAUUUCCAGAUUCAGUGUAAUGUCUACGUAAGACACCGUGAGUUUGUUAGAAGGAAAGACAAUAAUAAAUUUCAUUGGGAUGUAGAGCUGAGAUAGAAGACUUCCAGAAAAGGCGUGUGAAAACGACACCAGGAUUCCUUCUCCAGUGCUUCAUUCGUUAGUCAAAUGUGUAACCAACCAGUUAACCGACAGAUGAACAGAAUGGAUUAACAAAUUCCUCAAAAAGGAUAAAUAUUUUGACAAAAGUGUUGUCCUGAGGAAGUUUGUCCAGGGACCAAUACAGACAUGUCAAAUCACUCUUGGGAUAUAGCUGCCUGCAGUCAGCCAUACCUCAGAUUAAAGGGGAAGUGACAAGUGCUUCAGCGUUUUUGUGAUAAUAGUGAUAUGUUGGAGACUCGAAACUGUUCCUGCAUGUGCAAUCUUUAGCAAUUUUCAAUAUUCCAGAGACGUGCAUUGUUCACAGAUUGUGACUUCGAUUUUGUGGUGACAGCACCUGUCUUUGUCAAGAAGUUGCCCACAGAAUUUCAUCAAGCACGUUUUUUUGUGGGUGUUUUUGUAGAAGGAUGAGAAGAAUAUUCGUUCUCUUUUCCGAUCUAGUUCUUCUUCACACUUAGAUAACAGUCAUUAUUAUAAUUCCACUAUUCUCUUCUUUUUUUUUUUGAAAGUCUGCAAAUGUGUGAGUUUAACUAAAGCGUAAAGGGGAACAUGACCUCAUUAUAUUCAUAACGUGCACUUCUCCAUCUCUGGUUGAAAUCCACUACCCUUGCGUCAGUUUCUUGAACAACCUUAGUAAUGGUGUUCCUCACACGAUAAUACACUUCAUUUUUUGUAGAUUUUUGCGGAGGGAGGUGGGGUGCUGAAAUAUCUCACGUCUAAAUGAAGUCCUAGAUGACGAUUUCGUAUUCGCCAUAUCAUAUCCUUUUUAGUGACAAAAGGUCACUACCCUUUCCACUGCUGUGGCCAUUGGUGCAGUUCUCCAUGUUCUAGAAAUUAGAUAAGACUACUGUGUCAUAGACAAAUUCAACUGCAUUUCCUGCUUUUAUUUUUUAGAAUACUGCACGAGAUUUAGAAAACUCAAGAGUACAGAGAAAGAGUGGUUGGCCUACCCUUUCGUCACAACUCUUUAAUAUUUUAGCAAGAUUCACCAAACGACGGUUCCUCUCAAGAUUUUUUCGAAAGCUUCUAUGUUCCUCCCAAACGUUGAGGUUAUCGACCCCAAUAAUUAAGUGUUCGACUUUUCUCACUGACGCAGACACGAUCUUGUGAGAACAGAUCGACUCCUUAGUAUAACCCUCUGCAUUGCGCCAUUUUGAAAAAAUGACGAAUGACGGAUAUACACUUAAAGGCUAAUGCUUUCCAAGUCCAGGGAACACAUCUUCAUAUCAAAACGUUGUUUUUCCCAACCUUAAUGCCACUUCCCGUGCUUUGUGUGGCCCACAUUAUGUCUCACUGGCAUGCCCCUGUACAUCUCAAGUUCAAUUAUGUAAAUUAGCGACAGGGACAAAUUUACUUGAACACACGUUGAGUUGUUUGUUAUCUUGUGAAUUUUAUUUAUAUGUUCCUCAAUCUGUACAAUAUACGAGUAUACAGUUAUUAUUUAUUGAAAAUAUCUACAGGAAGCGUUUUACUUUCAGAUCAUGAAUAAGUACUCUUACGCCUUUAUGUACGUAACAUUUAUGUAUGAAAUCACUUAUUCAGCUUCUCUCUCUCUCUCUCUCUCUCUCUCUCUCUCUCUCUCUCUCUCUCUCUCUC
This is a messenger RNA of Aplysia californica (California sea hare), 4121 nucleotides long. Its product is annotated as putative ammonium transporter 2. Gene Ontology annotation, biological process: ammonium homeostasis; ammonium transmembrane transport. NCBI's taxonomy places the organism in Eukaryota, Metazoa, Mollusca, Gastropoda, Aplysiida, Aplysiidae. Bases 182 to 2053 code for a protein of 623 amino acids. Gene Ontology annotation, cellular component: membrane. The transcript is spliced from 11 exons. Gene Ontology annotation, molecular function: ammonium channel activity. The record is from RefSeq and is a predicted model, not a curated record.